Molecule: messenger RNA, 7448 nt
Organism: Hippoglossus stenolepis (Pacific halibut)
Lineage: Eukaryota; Metazoa; Chordata; Actinopteri; Pleuronectiformes; Pleuronectidae
Gene: lamb2
Product: laminin, beta 2 (laminin S)
Exons: 35
Coding region: 384-5738 (1784 amino acids)
Biological process (GO): substrate adhesion-dependent cell spreading; basement membrane assembly; cell migration
Cellular component (GO): laminin trimer
Molecular function (GO): extracellular matrix structural constituent
Source: RefSeq, a predicted model, not a curated record
UGUCAAGUCACUUGUCUACAGUGACUCUUAUUCUGUCGUUAGGUUUUGUUCUAAGUUUGUUUCAGUUCGUUUCGGUUCUUUCCUCCGACCCCACGGGGACUCGAACCUGCGACCAUCUCGUCAGCAGCACCGCCUCCCCGACUCCAGCACCGGCUCCGCUCCGGGAGUCCAGCUCGGGGUUUCCAGCGGAGGGACGCAGGAGUUGCGGACUGUUCUCCGGGUAAACACGCUGCUCAGCUCCGCCGCCUCAGUGUCCGUUAGCUCCGCAGCAAGUGGAGCAGGAGGGAGAGAAACACCGUCUGUUACCGCACACAGAGCGGACAUCUGGACCAGCAGAGCCGAAGAGGUUGCCUCCAGCCCCACUGGUCAGUGUGCGCUCAGAGAUGCGGGCCCCGCUGUUGACGCUGCUCUGCGUCGUGGCUGCUGCCGCUGCCCAGGUGCCCGACUACACCCACGGCUGCGCUCAUGGCAGCUGCUACCCGGCAACAGGGGACUUGCUGGUCGGAAGGGAGAAGAAUCUGAAGGCCUCAUCUUCAUGUGGGAUGAGGAGAAAAGAGCCGUACUGUAUCGUCAGUCAUCUUCAGGAUGAGAAGAAGUGUUUUGACUGUGACUCUAGACGGCCAUAUGACCCCGUCUACAACACGAUCAAUCACCGGAUAGACAACGUAAUCACCACCUUCAAACCUCACCGCAAGAAGUCCUGGUGGCAAUCUGAGAAUGGAAAGUCUGAUGUCUUUAUCCAAUUGAAUCUGGAAGCAGAGUUUCAUUUCACUCACUUGAUCAUGACCUACAAGACCUUCCGUCCAGCGGCCAUGCUGAUCGAACGCUCAGCAGAUUUCGCUCGCACCUGGCAGGUCUACCGCUACUUCGCUCACGACUGCGCCACUGCCUUCCCAGGAAUCUCCCAGGGUCCUUUGCGUAACAUUAAUGAUAUCAUCUGUGAGUCGCGUUAUUCUGACAUUGAGCCUUCAACAGAGGGAGAGGUCAUCUACAGAGUGUUGGAGCCCGCAAUCAGGAUUGAAGAUCCAUACAGCCCGGACAUCCAGAACCAGCUGAAGAUCACAAACCUGAGAGUGAACUUCACCAAACUUCACACACUGGGAGACAACCUGCUGGACCCGAGAGCAGAAAUAAAGGAGAAGUAUUACUAUGCCAUAUAUGAGCUUGUCAUACGAGGAAACUGCUUUUGCUACGGCCACGCCUCCGAGUGCGCCCCCAUCAACGGCAUCAGGGAUGAUAUAGAAGGAAUGGUUCACGGCAGGUGUGUGUGUAACCAUAACACCAAGGGUUUGAACUGUGAGCUAUGUGAGGACUUCCACAAUGACCUGCCCUGGAAACCAGCUGAGGGACGCAACACCAACGCCUGCAAGAAGUGUAACUGUAACGGCCACUCCACCACGUGCCACUUUGACAUGGCGGUGUAUUUGGCCACGGCUAACACCAGCGGAGGAGUGUGUGACGACUGUCAGCACAACACCAUGGGACGUAACUGUGAGAUGUGCAAACCGUUCUACUACAAAGACCCCAUCAAGGAUAUGAGGGACCCACGCGUUUGCGUAGCGUGUGACUGCGACCCGGAUGGUUCUCAGAAUGGGGGGAUGUGCGACAGCCACACAGACCCUUCCCUCGGCAUGGUGGGAGGUCAGUGCCGUUGCAAGGCCAACGUCGAGGGGCCGCGUUGCGACAAGUGUAAAACCGGCUUCUUUGGCCUGAGCGCCGAAAACCCUCAGGGCUGCCAACCUUGCUGGUGCGACAACAGAGGAACCGUGUUAGGAAGCUCCCAGUGUGACCCCAUCAGUGGAGACUGCUUCUGCAAGCGACUCGUCACUGGACGCAGCUGUGACCAGUGUCUGCCUGAACACUGGGCACUGAACCACGACCUGAACGGCUGCAGAGGUUGCGAGUGUGACAUCGGAGGAGCGCUGGACAACCUCUGCUCCAUGGAGAGCGGUCAGUGUCGCUGCCGCGGCCACAUGAUGGGACGCCAGUGUACGCAGGUGGAGUCCGGAUAUUUCUUCAUGGCUGUGGAUCACUUCCUGUAUGAGGCAGAGUUGGCCAAAAUGGGUCAGGGCUGUAUGCUGGAGACCAAGGAGCACCAGCCAGGUCGGCCUGCCACCUGGACGGGAAUGGGGUUCGCCCGGGUUCCUGAGGGCGGCACCCUGGAGUUCCUCGUCACGAACAUUCCCUACUCCAUGGAAUAUGACUUGCUCAUUCGCUACGAGUCACAGAUGCCACGGGACUGGGAGGAGGUGCGGAUAACGGUGAUCCGUCCAGGGCCGAUUCCUACCAGCAGCCCGUGUGGAAACACCAUCCCAGAUGAUGACAGGCUCACAGUCUCCCUGCACGCUGGAGCCAGGUUUGCGGUCCCUCCUCAGCCUGUGUGUCUGGAGAGAGGUGUGACAUACACCCUCCGCUUUGAGUUCCGACGCUAUCAUGAUGCCAACAGUAUCCUUACCGGAGCCGACGCCGUCAUCCUUGUGGACUCGAUCUCCUUGAUGCCACGCCACUUCUCCAUGGAGAUGUUCAACGCAGGGGAUUCAGCCUCGAGCAUCAGGAAGCAGACCUAUGAGCGGUACCGCUGCCACGAGGGGGCGAAGAGUGUGUCCCGCCCGCUGAUGAGUGACACCUGUGCCAAGCUCAUCACCAGCAUGUCGGCCAUCAUAAAUGAUGGCGCUCUGCCUUGUAAUUGCGACCCCCAGGGCUCCGUCAGCUCUUUGUGUGAUGUCCGCGGGGGCCAGUGCCGCUGCAGGCCCAAUGUGAUUGGUCGACGUUGUGACCAGUGUGCGCCAGGAACUUAUGGCUUCGGACCCUCAGGCUGCAUAGCCUGCGGGUGCAGCUUGGAAGGCUCUGUGACUCGACUCUGUGACAAGUUCACCGGUCAGUGCCAGUGCCGCCCGGGAGCGUUUGGUCAGCAUUGCGACGGGUGCCAGGCGGGUCACUGGGGUUUCCCCAACUGCCGACCAUGCCAGUGUAACGGACAUGCAGACAAGUGCGACCAGAGGACCGGAGCCUGCAUCAACUGCAAGGACAACACUGGAGGAGACAAGUGUGACAGGUGUGCCAAUGGUUACUACGGUAACCCAGUUCUGGGCAUACCAUUUAGUGGCCAGUGUCGUCCGUGCCCCUGUCCAGACGGGCCCAACAGCGGACGCCACUUUGCUGCAUCUUGUUACCAGGACAACCGUAACAGGCAAAUAAUCUGCAACUGUAACCAGGGUUACACAGGUGAUCGAUGUGAUGAAUGUGCCCCGGGUUAUUUUGGCAACCCCUCGCAGCCUGGUGGGCACUGCCAGCCGUGCCAGUGCCACAACAACAUAGACAUGUCGGACAUGGGUGCGUGUGACAGGCAAACCGGAGAGUGCAGGAAAUGCCUCUACAACACUGAGGGCCCGAGCUGCGGCAUCUGCAAGAGCGGCUAUUUCGGGGAUGCUUCCCGACGCAACUGCAGGAAGUGCACUUGUAACUUCCUGGGUACUGAUAGCAGCCAGUGUAUGGAGCGGGGAGACUGUGUGUGCCAGCGCUCCACAGGCCAGUGCCAGUGUCUGCAAAACGUCAUAGGUCUGACAUGUGACCACUGUGCCCCCAACCACUGGAACCUGGCCAGCGGGAAAGCCUGUGAAACCUGCGGCUGUGACCCCAACAACUCUGUCACCUCCUCGUGUAAUGAGUUUACCGGUCAGUGUCAAUGUCGUGAUGGCUUUGGAGGGAAGACAUGCACAGACUGUCAGGAGAACUACUGGGGAGACCCCAGGACGCAGUGCAGAGCCUGUGACUGUGACUGGCGUGGCAUUGAGACCUCUCAGUGUAACCGUGUGACUGGCCACUGCCUUUGCCAGCAGGGGGUGUCAGGUGUGCGCUGUGAUCAGUGUGCCAGAGGCUUCUCUGGCCAGUUCCCCAACUGUCAGCCCUGCCACCAGUGCUUCGGGGAUUGGGAUCGCAUUGUUCAGGACCUGGCAGUGCGCACCAAGGCUCUGGCAGAGCGUGCCCAUGAGAUUCAGACCACUGGGCUCACUGGCGCCUAUGAGACGGCCUUCAGAGAUCUGGAGGAGAAACUGGCACAGGCUCAGGGAAUCGUUAAUGCACGCAAUGCCACUGCUGCAGCUGUAGCUACCCUAAUGGAGCUUAUUGAAGAUCUAAGGGCACAGAUCGGUGAGACCACGGACACCCUGAACCGUCUGGAAGGAGACCUAACCAUCGUACAGGACAGCAACUCUGAGGCAAGCAAGGAGCUGAGUGCUCUGGAGCGAGAGGCCAAAGAACUAAACCUCACUUCUGAGCAGCUACACAAUCAGCUGGACGUCCUGAAAAACUCUAACUUCCUAGGUGCAUACGACAGCAUCCGUAGCUCCUACAACAAGUCUCGUGAUGCUGAGAGGCGUGCCAACCAAUCGACAACCACCAGGCCCAGCACAGUCAGCCAAUCUGCAGACACCCGCCGACGCACCGAGCGCCUUAUCACCGCCAAGAAGGACGACUUCAAUCGUAAAAAUGCAGCUAACAAGCGUGCGCUGGGAGACCUCAGCACCAAAGCACAGGGCCUGGACAUAAAGAAGAUCAACGAGAGGGUGUGUGGUGCCCCGGGUGAUGCUCCCUGUGGGGAAAGCCCAUGUGGGGGUGCAGGUUGCCGUGAUGAUGAGGGAAACCGUCACUGUGGAGGCCUGAACUGUAACGGGGCUGUGGCAGUAGCUGACAAUGCUUUGGAGAGAGCCAAACACGCGGAGAAGGAGCUGAACAAAGCUAUGGGAGAGGUGGAGGGACUCUUCAACAAGGUGGCAGAGGCCAAGACCAAAGCAGAAGAGGCCAAGGGUAAAGCCCAAGCAGCUCUGGACAAAGCCACAGCCACCAAAAACAAAGUGGAGCGCUCCAACAAUGACCUGAGAGACCUCAUCAAACAGAUCAGGGACUUCCUCACUCAGGAGGGAGCCGAUCCAGACAGUAUUGAAGCAGUGGCAAACCAUGUUUUGGAGCUCUCCAUCCCAGCUUCGCCCCUCCAGAUCAGACAUCUUGCUGAUGAAAUCAAAGAUCGGGUUCGCAGCCUCUCGAAUGUGGAUGCCAUCCUGGCGCAGACACAGGACAAUGUCCGAAAGGCAGAACAACUGCUGCUGGAUGCCAAGAGGGCAAGGCAUCAUUCUGAGGGAGUAAAGACCACAGCAGAGACAGUAAAACAGGCCUUGGUGGAUGCUAAGACUACCCAGACCUCAGCAGAGAAAGCCAUAGCAAGAGCCAAAGAGGACAUUGACAUGACUGAGGCCCGACUGGCACAGAUCGAGUCAGAGACGUCCAACGGUGAGAAGGACCUGAAUGAUGCCAUGGACCGCCUGGGCAUCCUGGGACAGGAGAUCAAUGCCCUGAAGACCAAACGUGCCAACAACAGCAUGGCAGCGGCCCGAGCCGAAGAGACAGCCACCAUGGCACGAGACAAAGCAAAUGAAGCCAAGCAGAUUCUAGAUGGCCAGCUGACAGACAAAUACCACGAGGUGCAGCAGCGGGUUGACAGCAAGGCCAAGGCCGUGCAGGACGCAAAGAAAAGAGCUGAGGGCCUCAGAGACGAAGCAAAGGAACUACUGAGAGAUGCCCAGAACAAGCUGCAGAGACUAGCAGAGCUAGAAAAGAACUAUGAGGAGAACCAGAGGAGGUUGGAGGGGAAAGCUCGUCAGCUGGACGGCUUGGAGGACAAGAUGAAAGCCAUCCUCAAUGACAUCAACAGACAGAUCCAGAUCUACAACACGUGUCAGUAACUCACUGCUCUGUGAUGUGUGAAAACGGGUCCAUCAACGUGUCAUUUUGUUAUUUCCCUCAGAUACAGAUAGCUGUCAACGGACUUUGAGGAAAUGAAUUAAAGAAGAAGGCUGGGGUAGUUUAUUACUCUCCAAGUGAAUCAGAAUAUUUAAAAUACUGUCUUGUAUUCAAAACCAUUGCCAAAAAUUGAGAUAUAUGAACAUUUGACUGAACACUUAAAUGUUGUCUUGAGCUCACAAAUUGUAUUUGCAUUGAAAUAUUUCCACUUUACCUCUGCUUGUAAUUUCUGAAAUAAUAUGAAAAUGUUAAUUUUGUUUUGAAUAUGAAAAUGAAAAUUAUAUUUUAGAAAGUCAAUGAUGCACAGAUUUGAGAGUGAAUACUUCAUCUUUUGAAAAGAAUGGUUUACAAACAAGCUGUUCAAAUGUUUAUUGUUUGUUUUUGUUACUUGGAGUGACAGCUGCAUAAUCAGCAGGUCAUCCUUGUUUUCUCCAUCUUUUUAUAUGAACUCUGUUACUACUGGAAGUAUAUUCUGAGCUGUGCUCAUCACAAGAAGACUUCAUUUAAAUUGUAUAAAAUAAACCUCGAAACAGAGACAAACAGUAGGCUCGAGGAAAUGGGCCCUUGUCCCUGUGAAAUUUAGGGGCUAUAUGUAAGUUUUUGAUAUUGCUACAUAACCAAUGUUAGCAUUAACAACUGUGUACCUAGCAGUCCACAAAUGUUGCAAGUUCAACAUUGAAUCACUUGCUUCUGCUACAGUCAGUAUGCUAACCAGCUCGCACCAUCCUGUCCUAUCAGUGGCAAACCAAACGUACAUGCAGCCCUGUUAAGGACAUGCCUUUCCAGUAAGGAUAAAGCGAAGAACAGGGUUGUUGCAUUUAUGUGGAUUUUAAAUUUAGAGUUUUCAAUUAAAAGUCACACCUAAAAUGGUGCUAUUUUUUUCAUCACAUCUGACUUUUUACAAAUACAAACAAGUAAACAAAUGGUAUGAUGUGACCAUUGUAUUUAAAAAUAAAUGAACUGUGGGACUUGCUAACCUGCCUGCAGGAGGAGGAUUGCUGUAGCUUUUAACGGACACUACACAGGAAUAAUAAUGGUUAUCAGUGUUAAGCUGACAAAAAGUAUACUUUCAGCAUGGAUCUAGAGAUGCAGUGUCAGAAUUGAUUAAUAAAUAAGACAUUAGUUUCAGUGGAAUCGGAGGUGUUCUGAAGUGGUCAAUGUCAGAUUUAGGUUUGAUUUGGCUUUCUUUGAUUUGGCUUAUGCUAAGCUAAGCCUAGCAAUACGAAGAAAAUAGUAAAAAAUCAGCGCCUAUAGAAAUCAUUGAUGAACAUGUUCCUUCAAGUCAUCACCAGAAUUCAUUUUUGUAAAUGUCAAACCCAUGAUGCACAUAUUGUCAAUGUUUAUCAAAUAUGCUGUAAUGGGAUUUUUCUAUACAGUCUAUGGAUGAAAUAUGUACGAGCUGCAGAACGUGUUGCCUCACUGAAGUGACAUUGAAUUCUACAGUACAAACACUGUUUUAUUGUGCUGUGCCGGUAUACUCACGUACUGAUUGCAUGACAAUGUGUGUUUUAGGAAACAUAAACCAGAAAAAGAAUUGUACACAUAUUUCCCCCAGCCUGCGUAUCAGCUGGUAUUUUGAUAUCUAAUUGCCAAAGCAAAAAUACCAAAAGAUGCUUGUGUACAUUUUUGUCAAUAAAGUUUAAGUAACUUAA